GGCAAGUUAAUUUAGGUCCUCCGACUCCUUAUAAAGUUGAAAAAGCUACAGGAAAUCUGAAGCGAGGGAGAGCAGCAGGCCCUGACAGGUUUACUCCUAAGAUUUUUAAGGAUGGUGGUCCAGUAUUAGCAGUGAGAUUAACUGAGGUCUUAGGUAGAAUUUGGGGACUGGACGUAAUCCCAUCUGACUGGUCUCAAUCACUGAUUGUGCCAGUCUGUAAGAAAGGACAAAAUCCUCUUGUGACAAUCACAGAGGAAUCAGUUUGACUAAUAUAGUGUGUAAAAUAUUAGCAUUAAUAAUACAUCGACGCCUAACCAAAGCAGACUAGAGAAAACCAAGCUGGUUUCCGACCUGAACGUGGUUGUAUAGAUCAGAUACUAGAACAUAGACACAGAUUCAGAUGCCUCAAAAUCGUAGUAUUUCUCGACCUUAAGGCGGCAUUCGACUCUGUUGAUCGUGAGGUUCUAUGGCAGUGUUUGUCACUGAAAGGAGUACGAAAGAACUACAUUGCCCUUGUAAAGGCUCUAUACUCUAACGUAAAUGGUCGAGUGAGAGCGUAUGGCGAACUGUCAUCAGAAUUGAUUACCUCAAGUGGUGUUCGUCAGGGCUGUCCACUCUCCAUUCUUGUUCAACUUUGUCGUCGACGUACUUUUAGAGAUAACACUCUCCUCAUCUAGAUUUCCAGGGGUUGAACUUCUACCGGGAGGUUCGCUUGUUGACUUAGAAUAUGCUGAUGACAUAGUUUUAUUUGGCGAAGACGCCGACAAAAUGCAGAGUCUUCUGACCACUCUAAGCAACAAUGCAGGCAUGUUCGGGAUGCGAUUCUCUCCCUCGAAAUGCAAAAUGUUGCUUCAGGAUCGGGUUACAUCGACACCCGAACUAAUGAUAGGGAGUGAAGUAAUUGAGCGUGUCGAUCGCUUCACUUAUCUUGGAAGUCUCAUCAGCCCUUGUAGUCUGGUGUGUGACAAAAUCUCAGCACGGAUACAGAAGGCUCAACUAGCUUUUGCCAACUUGCGUCAUAUAUGGCGUAGGCGAGAUAUCCGUCUAUCAACCAAAGGACGGGUUUACUGCACAGCAGUUCUUUCCGUCCUACUUUAUGGCAGUGAAACAUGGCCGGUAAGAGUAGAGGAUAUCCGUAGGCUACUAGUAUUUGAUCAUAGGUGUCUUCGAAACAUUGCUCGUAUAUCGUGGGACCAUCGAGUAAGUAACACAGUUGUUAGGAAACGGGUACUAGGUAAGGAUGGCAAAUCAAUUGAUGAAGUAGUGAAACUUCAUCAGUUGAGGUGGCUGGGACACGUGUUACGUAUGCCCAACGACCGACUGCCUCGACGUGCUAUGUUCAGUGGUAUAGGAGUAGGUUGGAAGAAAGCUAGGGACGGCCAGACCAAAACAUGGAACAAGUCCAUGAAGUCACUGACAAGUGGACUAAGCCAUUUUGGUAGGUGUAGACUACCUGGUUGGGAUCCGCGAGACGAUAGCAACCGAUGUUUAGAGACCAUAAAUGACAUAGCUCGAAAUUGUUUGCAAUGGUGCAGGUGCAUCUACUCUUUGUGUUCUCCCAAAUUCUAAUCUUCUGAAUUCUUCAUGUCCUUUUUUCUCUUUCCAAAUUUAUUUUACUGGAUUAUACUCCUUGAAUAAC
Messenger RNA from Schistosoma intercalatum, 1639 nucleotides. Lineage: Eukaryota; Metazoa; Platyhelminthes; Trematoda; Strigeidida; Schistosomatidae. The record is from the annotation of a GenBank genome assembly.